AUGUCUGAAAGCAGUGAUAUCAUUGAAGUGUCGUACGACGAUCAACCAAAAGGUGAUCCAAUAGAGGAGAAUCCUCCAGAGACUCCAAAGAAAAGGCGAUCCUCAACUCACCAUUCAUCGCACACUACAUGGACCAAACGUUCUUCUAAUGUCUCCACCACAUCCUCUCGAACCUCGCACUCUAAAAGAUCCAAUUACUCGAAAUCACCCAAAACGCCAAGCUCGAGGAGAUCUGAUUAUUCCAUGUCCCCCAAAACCCCUUCUAGUGGAAAAUCGCUCAAGAACCACCAAAGAUCCAACAGUUCCAAGUUGAUGAUUUCCACCAAGUCUCCAAGUCGAUCCUCCUCGCGACGUUCGCACACGAAGCGGUCGGCAAGUGAUCGAAAUGUCUUUUCGUCACCAUCAGGAUUGCUCUUGGACGAAAGUGAACGAUCCAGACAAUCUCAUUCUAAGAGGUCUAGCAGUGAUCUCUUGCUGCCAGAAGAGCUGCCUUUGAAUGAUGACGACGUCAGUAUUGAUGAUUCCAGUGGCGAGGACGAACACAAACAAAAGAACUCCUCCAAACAAGAUAGUAGAAGCUCUAAAAAGCAGGAUGGUCACUCCAAGGAACACUCCAGCAGAAGUUCUAGAAAGCUUGAGGGUAUAUCCAAGGAGCAUGCCACCAGAAGCUCUCGAAAACUGGAUGGUCGAUCCAAGGAACACUCCAGCAGAAGCUCUAGAAAGCUGGAUGGAUUGUCCAGUAGAAGCUCCAGAAAGCUUCAGCCGGAAGAUGACUUGGAACUCCAGUCUCCAAGAAAGUCAAAAUCCAAAAAGAGUCCACAUGCUUUGGAUAGCGACGUUUUGGCAUCCGAAACGCAUGUGGAUAGUUCGGAUGGUGGUGAUCACGGAGAGGCAGUAACAGCUGCCAAAGACAAGCCUGACGAAAACGAAGAAAACGAGAAGAAGCGAAAAAGAAAAGGCGCUCUCUUGUGUUGUUUGCUCUUUUUGCUCCUUAUUGUCGGAGCCAUUAUUGCCAUUCUCUUGCUCCGAUCCAACGAUGAUGAAUCCACAAUUACUAAACCGGACACUGUUGUUGUGGACACUAAUCCCACGGCUCCUCCUACUUUGCCACCAACUGAGGCAACGGAUCGUCUCACUGUGGGCCCCACAGCAGCUGGAUAUCGUCCUUCCAAGGAAGAUUGCGAAAAGGUUGCCAAUCGCCUUCCUGUAUUGGAUCAAGAAAAUAUGGUUACUCGAAGGUUUGGUGUCAUCUUAGACGUGACGUUGGAAGCUAAAAUAGGUGACCAACAAACGACGAUGAACUUUUUGGAAGCAGAGAUUCAGAGAUUCUUGAUGCCCUUGCUUGUGGGCUGCUUUGAAGAUAACAACGAACAAGAUCGAAGAAGCUUACAAGAGAUCGAAGAUAUUCUGGAAGGAGAAAGAUACAUUGUGGCCAAUGGCUAUGUCAAUUGGGCUCCAGAGACUUUGGAAGAUCUCAAAGAAUGUCAAUCCGUGAUGUGCUUUGGUGGUACAUUCGACUUUGACUUAUUCAUGAGAGAUCCAGAUGCCAAGUACUUGACUAUUGUGAGUCUGAUGAGUGCAGUCUUUGGGCGAAAUCUGGUAUUCCCUUUAGGCCUGGAAGCUCCAUUCAUCAGCGUGAUUGUCCGAGCAGUGAUCAAUGAAGACAAACCAACACCUGGUGAGGGUGAUGGGCCAUUACCCGUUAUUGCACCAUCGGAUGUACCAAGUUCUGUUCCAUCUGGAAAUCCAAGCACAAUGUCGGUUACCGGAUCGCCUACCCGAAAGCCAAGUCCUUGUCCAACGAUUGCUCCAGCGCCUGGAGUGACGCAAGAACCUACUUCAGAACCAUCGCUAAGACCAUCUCCUGGGCCGACACCGCCACCAACUCCUGGACCAACGGGACGGCCAACGCCUCCUCCAACGCCAGGUCCAACCAUACCUCCAUCACCAGAACCGACGUCUCUACCAACACCAGAACCUACUGUCGCGACACCGCAACCCAGUACUUCAUUUAAUCCGACAAGGGCACCAGUAGUCGGACAGACGCCUGAUCCGACCUCGGGACCCACAUUUACUCCUACUUUUGAGCCAACCUUUGGACCUACUUCUGAGCCUACAAUUGAUCCUACAUUUGAACCAACCUGCGAGCCAACCUACGAGCCUACGUAUGAACCUACCUACGAGCCCACUUUUGAGCCCACCGAUGAGCCAACCUAUGAGCCUACCUUCGAACCUACAUACGGGCCUAGUUUUGAACCAACGCCUGUUCCAACCUCGGCGCCAACUUCUGUGCCCACAUCCUUGCCCACUUUGGGCCCCACCCCAGCGCCGGUGCCGGUGCCAACGCCCGCACCAGUUCCUCCCCCAACUCCACCGCUAGUACCUCCCCCAACAUCUGCACCUGUCACUGCCGGGACUUCUGGACCAACUCCUUGUGUUGCGUAUAGCUCAACCUCUGACCUUGAGUCAGCCACAUCUCGUGAUACCUGCAAAGCUCACUUGGAUGCUGGAUUUAGUACAAAUGGAUACUAUCUCAUAGCUCCGGGACAGUCUGGAACUCCUUUUGUUGUUUACUGUGACCAAACAGCAGGUGGAUAUGCUCUGUUUGUCCAUCAUAGUGACGAAUCAAUGCGUGUGGAAAAGUCAGUUGUUACACCAUGUGCUUUUGGGGUUGCAACUGCUGCAAACUGGAGAGCUCUCCGCGAUGUAAUGGCCGAUGGCAUAUGGGCGGAAGAUGAGAAUGGCAAGAGAUCCUUCAUCUCAAAGGCCGCAAUGCUUGAUAGCAAUUGUGGAACACCACUUGACAUAGAUUCGCUUGUUGGGACCUACUACGAUCUGGUUCUAGGUAUGACUGUGGAUUAUUUUACGAGAAUUUUUCUUGACGAUCGUGGACCAAAUAUUUGUGACGGUAAUGGCAACCAGGCCAGUAACGGGAGUGUGGAUUCCAUCGGUCUUAUGGAUCCAUUACUUGGCGUUUUACCUCAGGAUUUUGGGGCUUCACUCUACAAUGCUGGUGCCUGGGAUCCUUGGGCUUAUGGAACCUUGGACCGCUCGUACACCACGCACAAUGAACUCAAACUAUACAUGAAAUAA
This is a messenger RNA of Cylindrotheca closterium, 3093 nucleotides long. NCBI's taxonomy places the organism in Eukaryota, Bacillariophyta, Bacillariophyceae, Bacillariales, Bacillariaceae. The record is from the annotation of a GenBank genome assembly.